Molecule: messenger RNA, 903 nt
Organism: Mollisia scopiformis
Lineage: Eukaryota; Fungi; Ascomycota; Leotiomycetes; Helotiales; Mollisiaceae
Exons: 3
Coding region: 134-793 (219 amino acids)
Source: RefSeq, a predicted model, not a curated record
GUCAUUGGUUUCACUGCUGACAUUUAUCAGUUGGAGCAUUCGCCCGACGAGUUUGUCCAAAGAGCAUAUUGAAAGGUUCAGAGAAAAUCGGAGCAACGGAGACUUUCCACCUCUCAGUAUUGCCCAACUAGGUAUGAAAAAGAAGCAAAGGAAAAACUUUGAGUCUCGUAAUACCACAGACGUAGUAGAGGAACGUUCUUCGUCACUGGUCAUUACUGGAGAUCCUUCCGGACAUCUGUGGAUUUGUUCGAUCUGGUCCUCUUUGACAGAUGCCGAAGCCAUGUCGGCAUCUGUGAAGUCUGUACUACCUGUUCUUGGACAAUUCAUACAUCAGCAAGUGUGCGCUAGGUGUCUGGCCUUCUUGAUUUUACUUGGUCAUUUGUGUGAAAAGCUCGCAACAGAAUACGAUACCAUAUUGACAAGCUUGGACGGAAUUGUGGGUCUCGGGGAGAGAGUCCUUCUUGAAGGAUUGGAAUGGGGCACGACCGAAGCUGUGGACAAGUUGAAGAAGAUGCUCUGGGGUCUUGAAGCUCUACGUGUUUUCGAUGACCGAUUGUCUGCCUCAUUGGCACAGAUUCAAAAGGGAAGAGAAUCCAUGGAGCGCACGAUCAAACAGGAAGCGGGGCAGCAGCAUGUUGACCUGCUCGAGGCAUACAAUAAUGUAAUUGAAGAGUUCGAGAAGAGAUUUGGAAUGCUUUCCGAUGUUCAGAUUAGGACGCAGCUGAAGAUCCGACAAGUCACUGGAUUACGAGACGGAGUAGGCGUUCAGUUCCUCAUUUUCUUCCCAAACUGACAACCUAGAUCUCAACAGUGACGAACGUCGAAGACAGCCAAACGGCAUUGAGGGAUAGCAAAACAACGAUCAAGCAGGGCAACAAUAUCCGAAUACUAACAUACAUCACG